AAAAAAAAAAAAAAAAAAAAACACAGCACCGCAAACCGGCAGCACGCUCAGGUGGCAACUCUCCUCCGCCUUCCGCGCGCCGGGGUCAUGGGCGCCCGAGAUUCGGAAGGGAUGGCGCGGUGGCGGGCGCGGCGCCUCCUGCUGCUGCUCACCUUCGUCACGCUCGGCAUGAUCCUCGGUUCUUUGCUUCAGUUAGCAUUUCUCCGUCGGCUAGAUGACCACACGCAUAAAAUGCAUGUGGAUAAUGAUCAAGAGGCUGCUGUUCUUCGUCUUGGAUAUGUGAAGCCUGAAGUUCUCAGCUGGACACCUCGGAUAAUUAUUUUCCAUAAUUUUCUUAGUUCAGAGGAGUGUGAUUACCUAAUGUCAAUUGCUAGACCAAGACUCCAGAUUUCUACUGUAGUGGAUGUUGCAACGGGAAAGGGUGUGAAAAGUGAUGUUCGGACAAGUUCUGGUAUGUUCGUGAAUUCUGCAGAAAGAAAAUUUCCAGUCAUUCAGGCUAUAGAGAAGCGGAUUUCUGUGUUCUCUCAAAUACCUCAAGAAAACGGGGAACUCAUUCAAGUAUUGCGGUACGAAGCAAGCCAGUAUUAUAGGCCGCAUCACGAUUACUUUUCUGAUGCUUUCAACCUCAAACGUGGGGGGCAGCGUGUUGCUACAAUGUUGAUGUAUUUGACUGAUGGUGUUGAGGGUGGUGAAACCCACUUUCCUCAGGCAGGAGAAGGCGAAUGCAGCUGUGGAGGAAAGGUGGUCAGAGGACUGUGUGUUAAGCCAAACAAAGGAGAUGCUGUUCUCUUUUGGAGCAUGGGAUUGGAUGGUAACACAGACUCAAACAGUAUCCACAGUGGGUGCCCAGUUCUGAAAGGGGAGAAAUGGUCAGCGACGAAAUGGAUGAGGCAGAAGAUGACUUUCUGAUUAUUUUGUCAGGUCAACAUAGGGAAAUUCUGCUCAUUCUAAUUUUGUCAAGUCAACACAGGGAAAUUCUGCUCAUUCUAAUAUUUAGUACAUCAUUCGGUGAAUCCGACAAGUAACGGUAUAACAGAAUUACCACAGGUUCACAUCUCUA
Phragmites australis (common reed) is the source of this 1060-nucleotide messenger RNA. Its product is annotated as prolyl 4-hydroxylase 1. The coding region runs from base 88 to 909 and encodes 273 amino acids. The record is from RefSeq and is a predicted model, not a curated record. The transcript has 11 exons. Gene Ontology annotation, biological process: peptidyl-proline hydroxylation to 4-hydroxy-L-proline. Gene Ontology annotation, molecular function: L-ascorbic acid binding; iron ion binding; procollagen-proline 4-dioxygenase activity. NCBI's taxonomy places the organism in Eukaryota, Viridiplantae, Streptophyta, Magnoliopsida, Poales, Poaceae. Gene Ontology annotation, cellular component: endoplasmic reticulum.